AUGCAGGGACUACCAGAACAAGCAAUUCCAGGGCAGAUCUUAGCUCCGCAGUUUGAUCUUUUAGAACCUGUUGUAACUAAUAAUACCAAUGGUGAUAAUGACACCCCCAUGAAGGAAGACCCUACGAUAAUAAUGUAUAUAAAUGGUACCGGUACAAAACUAAUAAAUUAUCCGAUUAAUAACAGUUCCACAAAUAGUAAAGAACUGACAGUUAUCUCAAGUACCAAACUUGGUAAGGUGUAUUCAUAUGAUGUUGAUGCCCCUGCAGAUUAUAAGAAUCUUGAUCAAUCAAGAAAGAUACAGUUUAAAAUGAUUAGUGUAGGUAAUAGCGAGCUUAUGAAGCAAAGUCAAGGAAGAAGUGAAAGUAACAAUAUAUUGCCUAGAGAAGGGGAUGUUAUUAUUUGCCGUGUGAGCAGGAUUUCAUUGCAAAGAGCUAAUGUUGAGAUUUUAGCUGUUAGUACUAAAAAUAUUCCAAUUGAUAGUGGUGUAGGGACAAAUGGUACAGGUACAGUUGCUGUACAAGGUGGGUCAGGUGCACAAACAUUCUCUGUAUCACAAGCAUCUUCAGAUGUAGGUGAGACAUUUAGAGGCAUAAUUAGAUCACAAGAUGUAAGGGCCACUGAUAGAGAUAAAGUUGUAAUGAUUGAUUGCUUCAAACCUGGUGAUAUCGUUAAAGCACAAGUAAUUUCUCUUGGUGAUGGUAACAAUUACUACUUAACGACAGCACGUAAUGAUCUCGGUGUUGUAUUUGCAAGGGCAAACAAUGGUGCUGGUGGGUUGAUGUACGCCACAGAUUGGUUAAGUAUGACCUCGCCAUUAUCAGGUAUUACUGAAAAACGUAAAUGUGCAAACCCAUUCUAA
Maudiozyma barnettii is the source of this 861-nucleotide messenger RNA. RefSeq names its product exosome non-catalytic core subunit CSL4 (gene CSL4). The record is from RefSeq and is a predicted model, not a curated record. Gene Ontology annotation, molecular function: RNA binding. Lineage: Eukaryota; Fungi; Ascomycota; Saccharomycetes; Saccharomycetales; Saccharomycetaceae. Gene Ontology annotation, cellular component: cytoplasm; nuclear exosome (RNase complex). The transcript has a single exon. Gene Ontology annotation, biological process: RNA processing. Bases 1 to 861 code for a protein of 286 amino acids.